AUGAUAUCGUCUGGCGUAUGGGCAGAGUGCAUUCCUCUAUCCAAGGCACACGAUCUCAAAGAAGUGCCAACAGUAGCAUCAUUGCCUACUGCGGCCUCAGCCCCAGAGACGAUGAAGUCGGCAUUGCAGAAGAUAGGCUACCUAGGCAGCGUGCCUUGCUCAUACAAGUCCACUCCGAUGGCAGCACACUUUGAGCUCCACAUCGAGCAAGGUCCCCAUCUCGUUUCUGCAGGCCAACGGGUCGGAGUUGUCACGGCAGUGCAGGCCUAUCGUUGGUUCCGAUUGAAUGUCAUCGGGCGAGAUACACACACAGGUACAACCGCUUUUGAACACCGUGCCGAUGCUCUAUAUGCAUUUGCGCGUAUGAUGGUUCGAGCAAGAGAGGUCGCUGCAGGACGAGGAUGCCUUGCUAGCGUUGGGAUCAUCGAAGCGAAGCCGGGCAGUGUCAACACUGUUCCCGGACAGGUCAGCUUCAGCUUGGAUAUCCGUGGACCAGAGACGGAACUGGUCGCUGAGGUUGAGAAAGAACUUCGUCGUGAUUUUGACGAAAUCGCCGCUGCAGAGGGCGCUGGGAUCGGCAAGCCCUGCCGGGUUGAGUGGACGCUUGACUUUGAUUCUCCUGCUGUGAAAUUCCACGACGAAUGCAUUGAAUGCGUACAGCAAUCGGCUCAUGCUGUUGUAGCAGAUGCGUCGGUUGCAGAUCCCAAGUCACUGGUUCGGCCCAUCAUGAGUGGUGCUGGCCAUGACAGUGUCUUCACUUCGAAGCGUGUUCCCACGAGUAUGAUAUUUGUGCCCUGUAAAGAUGGACUCAGUCAUCAUCCGGAGGAGUUUUGCUCAGCAGACGACUGCGCGACCGGAGCAUCCGUCAUAUUGCAAGCCGUUGUGCGGUACGAUCGGAGGAGAUUCGCAUAG
Molecule: messenger RNA, 912 nt
Organism: Penicillium cosmopolitanum
Lineage: Eukaryota; Fungi; Ascomycota; Eurotiomycetes; Eurotiales; Aspergillaceae
Exons: 1
Coding region: 1-912 (303 amino acids)
Molecular function (GO): hydrolase activity, acting on carbon-nitrogen (but not peptide) bonds, in linear amidines
Source: RefSeq, a predicted model, not a curated record